Arvicola amphibius (Eurasian water vole) is the source of this 2289-nucleotide messenger RNA. RefSeq names its product lysophosphatidic acid receptor 2 (gene Lpar2). Gene Ontology annotation, biological process: G protein-coupled receptor signaling pathway. NCBI's taxonomy places the organism in Eukaryota, Metazoa, Chordata, Mammalia, Rodentia, Cricetidae. The record is from RefSeq and is a predicted model, not a curated record. Gene Ontology annotation, cellular component: membrane. Gene Ontology annotation, molecular function: lysophosphatidic acid receptor activity.
AUGUCUCUCUACCUGCCCCACCUGGUAACCAGACCAAUUCAGAGGGGUGUGGGGAGAGACAGGUUACCAGAGAGUUGGGUAAGGAAGACCACCCAUCUUGGGAAGUCCUCACCAUCUCCCUGCCAGAGGAGGUUAAAACAGCCAGGCAACACAGCCCUUCCUCUAGCCCAGGGUCGUCUGCAAAACACCUUUUGUCCCGGAGGCCUCUUGGCCUUCCGUCCCACCCCGGAAUGGCCUGCUUCCAGAGCUCUUGUGCGGAAUCCUGCCCAUAACUCAACUUCUGGUGCGGUCUCUCUGUCUCCUCUGCUCACUCUGUCACCUCUGCGCCUUGGCACUGCCCUCCGGGUGCUGACUAGGAACCUUGCUCUAAGUGUGCACACACCCCCUGGCCUCUGCACUGUGCGAGGACCCUGGCACCAGUGUGAUCUUCAGGCUGCCCCAGCCAACCCUCCCACACCAGUGCCCUGGAAACCACAGGUGUCCAAUCUGGUCGCAGAUUGGCAGUCACCAGGGGUCAGUGCUAACUACAAUGAGACCAUCGGCUUUUUCUAUAAUAACAGUGGCAAGGAGCUCAGCACUCACUGGCGCCCCAAGGAUGUGGUAGUGGUGGCUCUGGGUGACAGUCAGUUACUGGUGUUGCUCACCAAUCUGCUGGUUAUUGCGGCCAUUGCCUCCAACCGGCGCUUCCACCAGCCCAUAUACUACCUGCUAUCGCAACUUGCUGCUGCUGACCUCUUCGCCGGGAUGGCCUACCUCUUCCUCAUGUUCCAUACUGGCCCACGAACUGCCCGGCUCUCCAUCAGAGGCUGGUUCCUGCGACAGGGUCUGCUGGACACCAGCUUGACGGCAUCAGUGGCCACACUGCUGGCCAUCGCUGUAGAACGGCACCGUAGUGUGAUGGCUGUUCAGCUACACAGCCGCCUACCCCGGGGCCGUGUGGUCACACUUAUUGUGGGUGUGUGGGUUGCUGCACUGGGCCUGGGGUUGCUACCUGCACACUUCUGGCACUGCCUCUGUGACUUGGAUAGUUGCUCACGAAUGGUGCCCCUGUUCAGCCGCUCCUACCUGGCUGUGUCCCUGUCCAGCCUUCUGGUCUUCCUGCUUAUGGUAGCUGUCUACACACGCAUUUUCUUCUAUGUGCGUAGACGGGUAGAGCGCAUGGCAGAGCAUGUCAGCUGCCAUCCCCGCUACCGAGAGACGACGCUCAGCCUAGUCAAAACUGUUGUCAUCAUCCUGGGGGCAUUUGUGGUGUGGCUGGACACCAGCCAAGUGGUGCUGCUCCUGGACGGUCUGGACUGUAAAUCCUGCAAUGUCUUGGUUGUGGAGAAGUACUUUCUGCUCCUGGCUGAGGCCAACUCACUGGUCAACGCAGUGGUGUACUCCUGCCGAGAUGCUGAGAUGCGCCGGACCUUUCGCCGCCUCCUCUGCUGCGUGUUCCUCCGCUGAUCCAACACACAAUCUUCCCGAUACUCAUCUUCUACCCAGACUGGUGCCAGCACCCGGAUCAUGCUUCCUGAGAACGGCUGCCCACCAAUGGACUCCACCCUUUAGCUUCCUUGGACUGAGGCAGAAGAUGGGGCAGCAAAAGUAUCACCCCACAGCCUCUAGCAGUUUCCCUGACUCAAUCCAGCCCAGGAGAUGCAUGGUUUUCAAUACUUCCCAGGCUACAGAUCUGCCUGCCUCAGAACACAGGGAUUUGGGGUCAUCUCUGUGCACCUGGGAGAGCAUCCAAAGGGGCGUGGCAGCCUGGCUCUCAAACAUCUCAGGGUUUUACUUAUUUUUGUUUUAACAACACGUUUUAUAUUUUUCUUUAUAUCUCUGGUAUGUCCUGUGGACUGUUUCUUCCUACAUGGUGCUGUCGGUGUUCAGGGUAGAAAAGGUGAGAGCUGUCGUAGGUUACACCACCCACUGAUGCAGGCUAGACUAUAGGUAUGCUGUCUUUCCGAGGCCAGUUUGGUUUUUGGUUUUUUUGAGACAGGAUCUCAGUAGCCUAGGCUGGCCUUGAGCUCACUGUGUAGCUGAGGAUGGCCUUGAUCCUCCUGACUCCACCUCCCAAGUGCUGGUAUUGAAGCUGAUUCCUUGGGAGUUUUGAGCAGCCUCUGAGGGCUCACCUGCCUCCAUUAACGUGGAGGGAGUACGUGAUACAGGACAAGCCUUUCCACUCUAAGGUUGCCAAGGUCAUUUUCAAACAAUUUGUCCCUGUGUCCCUGGAAUUAUCUAUCUAUCAUGGCACAGAGUUUGCGAGAAUCCUUCAACAUGGAAUCCCCUGACCCCAUCCUCAUUCCUAUU